GAACAAGGAACAUGGGCAGAGCUGGGAUCAAGGGGUGGCCACCGCUUCCCCGGCUUCACCCGGAGGGAUUCCCGCUCCCAGAAUAACGUCUUUCCUUGGUUUGGCUUGGACAUCGGCGGGACCUUGGUCAAACUGGUUUAUUUCGAGCCAAAGGACAUCACCGCCGAAGAGGAAGAGGAAGAAGUGGAAAAUCUCAAAAGCAUCCGCAAAUACCUGACGUCGAACGUCGCCUACGGCUCGACGGGCAUUCGGGAUGUGCACCUCGAGCUAAGGGACCUUACCCUGUGUGGACGUAAAGGCAAUCUGCACUUUAUACGCUUUCCUACUCAUGACAUGCCCGCUUUUAUUCACAUGGGAAGCGAAAAGCACUUCUCGAGCCUCCAUACUACCUUAUGUGCCACGGGAGGUGGAGCGUACAAAUUUGAGCAGGACUUUCGCACAAUGGGUGACCUUCAGCUUCGUAAGCUCGAUGAACUCGAUUGCCUUAUUAAAGGAGUUUUGUACAUCGAUUCGGUCGGGUUCAACGGGCACUCGGAGUGCUACUAUUUCGAAAACCCGACGGACGCCGAGCGAUGUCGGAAGCUCCCGUUCAACCUGGAGAACCCGUAUCCUCUGCUCUUGGUGAACAUCGGCUCAGGGGUCAGCAUCUUGGCCGUGUAUUCAAAAGAAAACUACAAACGAGUAACGGGCACCAG
Apaloderma vittatum (bar-tailed trogon) is the source of this 695-nucleotide messenger RNA. Its product is annotated as pantothenate kinase 2, mitochondrial-like. The transcript has 3 exons. Gene Ontology annotation, molecular function: ATP binding; pantothenate kinase activity. The annotation marks the transcript as partial. Gene Ontology annotation, cellular component: cytosol; nucleus. NCBI's taxonomy places the organism in Eukaryota, Metazoa, Chordata, Aves, Trogoniformes, Trogonidae. Gene Ontology annotation, biological process: coenzyme A biosynthetic process. The record is from RefSeq and is a predicted model, not a curated record.